Penicillium cinerascens is the source of this 1617-nucleotide messenger RNA. RefSeq names its product translation initiation factor eIF-2B subunit family protein. Bases 1 to 1617 code for a protein of 538 amino acids. Gene Ontology annotation, molecular function: S-methyl-5-thioribose-1-phosphate isomerase activity; hydrolase activity. The transcript has a single exon. NCBI's taxonomy places the organism in Eukaryota, Fungi, Ascomycota, Eurotiomycetes, Eurotiales, Aspergillaceae. The record is from RefSeq and is a predicted model, not a curated record.
AUGACAGCGCAACAUCAAUCUGAAUUUCAACACAGAUCUGUCGUAUCUUCUUUUCUUUUCUCUGUGACCGGUAGACCACGCGUUGCUCUUUUCCGCCGCAGCGCCAAAGUAAGAACAUACCAGUGGGUCUUUUCGGCACAAUCCGUUCUGGAACUUUGGGCUGAUCUACGAAGGCAUCGACUAGCACCGAUCUCGGGCAGCGUAGAGCCCAAUGAGUCCCCAAUCGCAGCUGCAUGGCGCGAGCUCAAAGAAGAGACAACUCUGACACAUCGGGAUGUGGGAUUAUGGCGACAUGGAAAGCCAUAUACAUUCAGUGACGCUUCAAUUGGGCGAGAAUGGACCAUCUAUCCGUUCGCAUUUCGGCUCAAAACCACCGAUGAAGGAGGCCGAGGAGAAGAAGCUAUCAAAAUUGACUGGGAACACGACGGCUGGGAAUGGUAUGACCCGAAGGACGUGAACGAUGGAAGUUUUGACGGCGUGCCACGCCUCGCAGACAGCCUGGGUCGCGUUUGGUUUGAAGCGCAAAUGAACGACGAAGCAAGCCAAGCACUACGAUCAGGUUUGCAACAACUCGAGAACGACCAUCGAAGCGGAUCCCACGAGUUGACCACGAUCGCACUGACGGGAUUCCGGGAUGUGCUGGUGCAUCUACGGGGCGAUCCAAACUGGUGGCAGACAGCUCGCAUGGCCGCAUGGCACAUGUGUAAGAACGGCCGUGAAAGUAUGGGCGCAGCGACCACGAAUGCCUUCCUCGGUGUCUUGGGCGACAUGGAGGAGGUGUCCGGUCAAAGUCUUGAAAACGAAUCCGCUUGGGAUUAUGUUCUCGGAGUCGUCGACUUCCACCUGGAGAAUCGUCGGGCGAUGCCCGCUCACAUCAAGGAUUCGUUUACGGCCUAUCUGCACGGUACGUUUAUUACCAAGGCACAACCGCAGUCCACUCUUACGAUCCUCACCCUUUCGGCCAGCUCGACCAUUCGGGAUAGCAUUCUAGAUGCCUUUGCAUCUCUCCCAAUCUCGACCUUGGAUCUGCGCAUUCUGGAAUCUCGACCCCUCUUCGAAGGUGCCAGCAUGGCGUCCUCUCUGGUCUCGGAGUUCCAGACCAAGUUUCCCCCACCGUCAGACCGUCAUUUGAAGUUGGCCGUUUAUACCGAUGCCUCGGCUGCCCUCGCUGCUGACGGUGUGGACUUUGUGCUGCUUGGUGCAGACCGCAUCUCCAGUGCGGGAUGGAUCAGCAACAAAAUAGGGUCUCUUCCAGCUGUUCUAUGUGCGAAACACGUCGGUCCGCGGGUGAAGGUGCUUGUAUUCAGUCAAUUGGAGAAAGUAGCCGAGGCGGGCUCUGAAGAAAACCACGGAGUGGAAAACAACGAUCCCGUGGAGGUGAUGUCUCCCUGGAUUGAUAGCGGUGUCAAAGGGGUUAAGGUUCUCGAGAGGCACAUGGAUGCUCGACCUGGGACAAGCAAUUGUGCGGUCGAGGUGAAGAACGUCUACUUUGAAUGGGUGCCAGCAGAACUGAUUGAUGCGUAUAUCUGUGAAGAGGGUACUCUGGAUCGGAAUGCCAUCAAGAAGAAGGCGGAUCAAGUAAAGGAGAAGUCGGAUAAAUACCUGGGAUCGCUGUGA